CUUCUAUCCUUUUUAUCAAUUUUCUUAUUUCCUUCCCCCCUUUUCCUUCUUUUUAUUAUAUUUAUUCACCAAAUUUUAAUUCAUGGAGAUACAGCAGAUUGUUAGCGUUUAAAAAAAUUAAAAUUAAAAACCCAAUACUAGAUAUACAACGUACGAUACGACUAUUUAGUUUUUGUUCACGGGGGGGAGAAGGGUUUUGUUUUCGUUAACUUGGGCCGCCGGGAAAGAUCAUUCUCCGGCAACCCGAUUGCCGGGGGAGGGAUUUUGAGCUGGGUUGCCGGAGAAAAAUAUUUUUUCUUUUUUGUUUCCGAAUUGAAUGGCGAAGGGCCGAAGAUUGACUAGCAGUCGGAGUGAACUGUUGUUGGGGAGCUACAGCUACAAUCACCAAGGUCCUGAGAGGGGGGGCGACGCGCCGGAGCUCCGUGAGGAUGACGUUUGGUCAAUGGUGGAUGGCAUGGUCAACGGCGACGAUCAUCAUCAUCAUCAGCAGGAGUUCGAACCCGAAUCCCGUAGCGCGUGGAGCCCAAACGCUUCCACUGACAGUAACGGGAGCUUAAGUAAUGGUAACUACAGGAGCCACGCCCGCCCUCCUCCGCCGAUCCCGGACCUCCACCACAACGGCCACCGGAAAGUCGGGGGCUUGUCAUUGGCUUUCGAGGAUCCCAAUUACAAAAACACUUCUUCGCCUAGGAUCGUGCACCAAUUUCGAGGAGGGCAGCAGGAAGUCGGCGGAGGCCUGUCGCCGUUGCCACGUGGACAGAGACAAAUGGCAACCUCGGCUCCGGUGAACGUGCCCGACUGGUCGAAAAUUUACCGAGUGGACUCGGUGGAGUCGCUGCACGAUUCAGACGAUGGGGCCGACGAUCCGGAUUCGGAAUGGGUCCCGCCGCACGAGUACUUGGCCCGUGAGUACGCCCGCAGCCGGCAAACGGCGGCCAACUCGGUCUUUGAAGGCGUCGGCCGGACACUCAAGGGGCGUGACCUAAGCCGGGUCCGGGAUGCGGUUUGGAGUCAGACCGGUUUCGAUGGAUAGGUUUUCAAUUUUUUAUUUAAUGAGAUUAGGCCAUGGUUUUGGAGAGGAGAUGAGAAGAUAAACAUUAAUCAUCAUCAAAAUGGUCAUAAUCACAAAUAGUAGACGAAUUUUUGAGCAAAACUAUUUAUUAAGUACAAAAAAAUGAUGGUACAAUAUCAAUGGUUGUUAUUGGUAUAAUCAUUAUUGUUAUUAGUAUUAUUUUUUUCCCUUAAGAAGAAAAGGGCAACCUUAUUCAUCAGGUCGAGUUCGCAAAUUAGGAUUGACAAAGGGAGGCCAAAAAGAUUCAUGAAAAAAUAAAAAUGGAACCCAUAGAUUUUCACAUACAUUUGAAGGGAUUAAACAAGUAAAGUAAAAUUAAGAGAGGAGGGGUAAAUGGGUUGGGUUAAUUUUCUAAUUGAUGUGCAUGAUUGCUUGUCUGUUUGUAUAGUUUCUUAAUCAGUUGCAGUACCCACCGCAAAUUCCCAUUUCCACAAAAAACUUUCUUUCUUUUUUCCCUCUUUCCAUUAAUUCAUUGCCUGCUAAAUUUAUGUAGCUCAGUUUUAAGGAAAGGUCUUUGUCAAAGGGAAUUCAUUCAACCCGUCAUUGGAAUUCAUAUUUUAUAUUGUACGUUUGGGAAAAAAGAAGAGAAGAACUUAAUUAACUUUUCGACAAAAUUAUUAUUUACAUCCAUAGAACUUGAAGUACAACCGAUAGCUCAUCAAUUUAUCAUAGUGGAUGUCAUCCCCGUGAUCCAUAAAUCAUUAAGACAGAGAACAAAAGUUUGUUUCAUUACACAAAACAUUUCUGUAAAAUAUGUGUUGAAGUAUUUAUCCCACAUUGGUAUCUAGAGACACUUUGUAUCAGUAUAUAAACACCAUAGGCUAUUCUCCUCAUUACCAAUUGGUUUUGAGGUGAAACCACAUGUAGACUUAUAUUUGGCCCUUUAAGAUGGUAUCAGAGCUUUGGAUGUCCCGUGGGAUGUCCCCGUAGGCUUAUAUCAUUUUGUCAUAUUCGCUCAAGUGGGAGAGCAUGUAUGAUUUCUUGGAGACAUCUCAGUGUUUUUUUUUUCCCCCAAUUAAAAAAGAAAAAGAAGAAGAAACAAUUGAUAUAUCUAUAACUAGAAUCAAGAAUCUGGUAUAUGGCAGAAAUGAAAGGAAUGGUAAACAGUGAUCCAUCGAGUUUAGCUACCAAAACAAUAAUAAUAAUAAAAAUAAUAAUAAUGCAAAAGUUUCAAUCACUGACUCAGAGUCUCUUUUGACCAAAGAAAGUGCCAUAGAUUUCAGCAUAUAUGCAUAAGAUGCAGAUAAUAAUGAUUAGUUUUGGAAACUUAGGAAUAUUAGUAGUAACUCUGGAUCUCCAUAUGGUCAAUGCUAUAAUACUAUAAUAUUUCAAAAGUUAAAACAAUUUCUAUACUCAUACUCAUACUAGAUACGUUACAAGUUUACUUUUAUUUUUUAUUUAUACUUAAAUGAAUACUUCAAUAUUAUGUGUCGCUUAGUUGCCGGUAAUUGUUUGAUCU
This is a messenger RNA of Oldenlandia corymbosa var. corymbosa, 2531 nucleotides long. NCBI's taxonomy places the organism in Eukaryota, Viridiplantae, Streptophyta, Magnoliopsida, Gentianales, Rubiaceae. The record is from the annotation of a GenBank genome assembly.